Messenger RNA from Paramacrobiotus metropolitanus, 1664 nucleotides. RefSeq names its product acyl-CoA wax alcohol acyltransferase 1-like. The record is from RefSeq and is a predicted model, not a curated record. Bases 342 to 1364 code for a protein of 340 amino acids. NCBI's taxonomy places the organism in Eukaryota, Metazoa, Tardigrada, Eutardigrada, Parachela, Macrobiotidae. Gene Ontology annotation, cellular component: endoplasmic reticulum membrane. Gene Ontology annotation, molecular function: diacylglycerol O-acyltransferase activity. The transcript has 4 exons. Gene Ontology annotation, biological process: triglyceride biosynthetic process.
ACACAAAUACACUGCCAGCCAUCCUUUGAAAGCGGCGAAUCCGGCGAUAGUAUAUGUUUUGUUCACAACGCCGCUAAUCACUAAUGUAACAAAUUCUUAUCGUAGUUCACAUACCUAAACAGCCCGUAUACACCGCUUUACAAACAAACCCUGACGUUAUUACGAUAAUGUGCUAUUUUGCACUUAAUUCUCACAAGUGCACUAAUUCAAGAACGACUCAAUUGCGACAUUACCGGAUGCAAACAGUAUCUGUGCAUUUGGUCAGUACUGACGGUAAUUUACUUUUCUAAUUGAUCACUGCAUCGCUGGGAUCGAUUUCGGCUCUUGAUGUAAUAGUAAAAAUGUUGGAAUUAUUGACCAAUGACGAGAAAUCCCUGCAACGCGGUUUGCAGACAUUCGCCGUAGCAUUACAUUUAUUCAUCGUCUUCUUCCUGGGUUCGGUAAUCUUGUUAUUCUAUGUCUUUAUGCCGGUGAUCUUUUAUUUUUUCCCCAGUCGUUGGUAUAUCCUUCCGCUGUUGUACCUGGUAUGGUACGUGUACGACUGGGACCAGAGUUCACGCGGCGGUCAUCGCUGGCCGGCAUUUCAGCGCUCCAUCUUCUGGCACUGGGUGCGCGAUUAUUUUCCCGUCCGAUUAAUCAAGACCGCCGAACUGGAUCCCCGAAAAAAAUAUCUAAUGGCCGGGCAUCCCCACGGACCGACCAUGGCUUUUGGAUUCAUUACGGCCAUGUGUACGGAAGCCUUGGGAUUUCGGAAGAUGUUUCCCGGGAUCAAUGUGCGGGCAUUGGGUCAGAAGUUUAUGAUGCAGGUGCCGGUGUUGCGCGAGUACACCAUGGCGUUUGGAAUCUGUGAUGUCAGUCGGCCGAGUAUCGACUACUGGAUGGCGAAAGGGCCGGGAACGGCGGUGGCUAUUGUCAUUGGUGGAGCGCGGGAGAUCUUCGAGAUUGAUUGCCAUAAUGUGAAGUUGGUGCUGCGUACUCGCAAAGGUUUUGUCAAGGCAGCCAUUCAGCACGGGGCGGAACUCGUUCCCAUGUUUGCCUUUGGUGAGAACGACACGUACGAGCUAGCCUUCCAUCGCGACUCCAUUGUCUACCGCUUCCAGCGUUUUAUCCAGAAAAAAGUUCUGGGAUUCUGCCCGGCAUUAAUUAAAGGCCGGGGUUUCUUUGGCGGAAGCGGUCUACUGCCGAAGCGCAUUCCCAUCACCGUGGUGAUCGGAGCACCAAUACCCGUCGAAGAGAAUCCUCAUCCUUCCCAUGCGGAGAUUGACGCGCUGCACCAACGCUAUUUACAGGAGCUUCACAAACUCUUUGACACGCACAAAGCCAGCUGUGGCUAUCCCGACGCGCAGUUGUCCUACAUCGACUGAUAAUGUCACUCUUGUACAGUUCCUAACUGGUUCCUGGUGACCUCUGCCGCUUCUUGCAUUUAUUUAACCCUUAUUAUAGGAGUAGAACUGCAUGUACAAUAAGCGGCUCUUUGCAUGACGGUUGGCAGAAAAGUCUUUUCCGCUUCGGGAAUCCUUUGCGUUGUUGGAUUUAAGACUGAUUUGUUCCUUUAAGAAUCUUGUAGCUGUUUAUUACGUACAUGUAAAGAAUAAAAUCGGUGAGUUAUGAUAGUGCAGUCAAUAAACAGGUAUCUACUGUGACAAAAAUGUUGUGUCAGCUCA